AUGUCACUCACAGUCCCUUCUAAGCUUUCAACGAGAGAGGCUCUAGUCCGGAUCGUAGUGACGGAAGGAAACUGGAAAGAGAAGGGCACUAGUCAAACGCAACAGAAGCAGACUUACUUCAUAACCCUCAAAGACAACGCACUCUCCGCCAUGUCUUUCGAAUCCAAAAUCGCUCUGGCGUUGGGAGGAUCCAACUGGCAGCAGUUACAGGGCGAAAGUACUGCGGAACCCACUCUUGAAGCCGAGGAAUCCGAGGAAUCCGAUUCGGAUGAUGAAGAGGCCGGUAUCAAUAUUACAGAAGAAGUCGUGAUCGACCCCGUCAGAGCCAAGAAACAGCAGAAGAAAAAGGAGCGCUUCGAUCAAAGCAUUGCAAAAGAUGCGGGAGAGAUCUUGGAGACAAUCGACAAGGACGCGCUCAUACCAGUAGCGGAAAAGGUAGUCUGGGACCAGGAUCCAGAAUUGUUGUGUUGCUACAACUGGCAAGCUUCUGACGAUGGAACGAAUACGAUCUUUGUUCCGGGGGAGCCAGCAAAAUGGCAACAACCACCCCUACCACACACAUUGAACCCAGACAGUGGCUUCACAUAUAGUGACUACAACUACGCUCGCCAGCCGAGAAACCCCUACUUGCCAAUGUUUCAUGCGCUAAGCCUCAUGGCACCAAACACCAAUUUCCACGACGUCGAUGUCCUCGCAGAUCGAAACAACCUCCGUAUCUUAUUGGAAUUCGCCCAAGGCAAGUCCAACGGGCCGUUCCGGCUCAAUAUCUACCUAGUCUUCAACACACUCGUGAUAGUGCGGCGAGAAUCACGAUGGUGGAAACACUCCGACGGCAAGAGCUAUGGCGUCAAUUUCGAGAAGGACUUCACCCGGACAACAGAAGGUAUGGAAGAUGCAACGAGCCACUACCGCGCAAUACGCUAUUCCAUGGGCCCCCUCAACGUCGUCUGUCGCUUCGAAGCAGACGCCUACGACGACGGCAUCGUCCCCGACGACCUCACUCAAAGCGAAGCCGAAGCCGUAAGCGGAGCAAGCGGAGGCGGCCUCACCUCCAGACCACAAUUCAAAUACAACGCGCCCAUCCGCGUCUUGCAAAAAGGCCACAUCGUCCCCACUGCCCAGAUGCUAGAGCUCAAAACACAAGCUUACCACCCAGAAGGAACGGGUCUCGUCCAAUGCCAAGAUCAACUCUGGUUCGGUCGAACUAGUUUACUCUUCACGGGGCCUUACGAUAAAGGGACUGGGACUGUGAAUCGUGUCAAGAGGGAAGAUGCAACAGAGAGGGUGAAGAAGUGGGAGAUGAAUCAACAAGAAUCAUUGAGGAAACUCGUGGCGCUAUUGGUUCACUUGAGGGACGUGCUAAAAAGGGAGCGUAGACACAAUCGCGCGCUGGUUCUUGUGAGGGAAGGCAAAAGUGGGCCGAUUGUACUGAGGACGAUGGAGGAGAGGAGUACGGGUGUGGAUAGAGAGAUGCGGGAGAAGUUUUGGCCGCUGCCUACGCAUGGGUAUCGUGGAAGAGGUGGUGGGGGUAGGGCCGCUUUCAAUGGCGGUGGUCCUCGUGGUCGUGGUGGGCAGUUUGUACCUCCUCCUGCUCAGGGCCGAGGUGACUUUGCUCCUUUGCGCGGUCGUGGAGGAUCUAUACCUGCUCAAGGUCGAGGAGGUUUUAUACCUUCUCAGGGCAGAGGUGACUUUGCGCCUUCGCGUGGUCGCGGGUACUUCGCUCCCCCUCCUCAAGUUCGGGACCAGAUUAGGUCCCAAUCAGGUCGCGGUCGUGGUCAGUACGAUACGAGUGCUUUGAAUGUAGCACGUGGCCGAGGUGGUCGUGGGGGUAGAGGAACUCCAGAUCGCGGCCGUGGCGGACCUAGCAGUUGA
Alternaria atra is the source of this 1872-nucleotide messenger RNA. RefSeq lists its product as uncharacterized. The coding region runs from base 1 to 1872 and encodes 623 amino acids. The transcript is spliced from 3 exons. The record is from RefSeq and is a predicted model, not a curated record. NCBI's taxonomy places the organism in Eukaryota, Fungi, Ascomycota, Dothideomycetes, Pleosporales, Pleosporaceae.